AUGGCGGCGGCGGCGCGGGGCGGCGCGGAGCGGUACUUUACGCGCUGGUACAAGCCAGACGUGAAGGGGCGGCCGUGCGAGGACUUCUGCGUGCUGCAGCACUCCAACAGAAUCUGUGUCAUCACCUUGGCAGAAGCCCAUCCUCUUCUUCAAAGUGGAAAAACAAUUAAAAGCAUUAAUUACCAAAUCAGCGCCAACUGUAGCAGACUCCAGAAUAAAGUCUCUGGGAAGUCAAAAAGGGGAGCUCAGUUUUUAACAGAACUUGCCCCUCUGUGCAGGAUAUCUUCAUCAGAUGGAGAGGAAUACACCAUUUAUAGUUGUAUACGAGGGCGACUGAUAGAAGUGAAUGAAAACAUUCUUAGCAACCCCGCUCUUCUGCAAGAAAAGCCAUCAACUGAGGGAUACAUCGCAGUGGUUCUACCCAAAUUUGAAGAAAGCAAGAGUAUAACUCAAGGACUUCUGACGCAGAAGGAGUACGAGGAAGUUUUGUUGAAACGUCUUAAUUCUUCUUCAUGAAAUUAAUUACACAGUUAUCAUCUCUGUUUGAUACUAAAUAAGCUACUUCUGUUGUACACCGUAACUUUCAUGGGAUCGAAAGGCCUAGCGCCUGUUUAAAAGUGGAACUUUAACUUGAUUCAUACAAGAAUAAACCAGUUCAAAUAGUUUGUA
This is a messenger RNA of Gavia stellata (red-throated loon), 669 nucleotides long. It is a transcript of the gene ABITRAM, whose product is annotated as actin binding transcription modulator. NCBI's taxonomy places the organism in Eukaryota, Metazoa, Chordata, Aves, Gaviiformes, Gaviidae. Gene Ontology annotation, molecular function: actin filament binding; actin monomer binding. The record is from RefSeq and is a predicted model, not a curated record. Gene Ontology annotation, cellular component: lamellipodium; nucleus; dendrite. The transcript is spliced from 6 exons. The coding region runs from base 1 to 516 and encodes 171 amino acids. Gene Ontology annotation, biological process: regulation of actin filament polymerization; dendrite morphogenesis; regulation of filopodium assembly.